This is a messenger RNA of Labrus mixtus (cuckoo wrasse), 11566 nucleotides long. RefSeq names its product cadherin EGF LAG seven-pass G-type receptor 1a (gene celsr1a). Gene Ontology annotation, cellular component: plasma membrane. The record is from RefSeq and is a predicted model, not a curated record. Bases 188 to 9427 code for a protein of 3079 amino acids. The transcript is spliced from 36 exons. Gene Ontology annotation, molecular function: calcium ion binding; G protein-coupled receptor activity. Lineage: Eukaryota; Metazoa; Chordata; Actinopteri; Labriformes; Labridae. Gene Ontology annotation, biological process: G protein-coupled receptor signaling pathway; homophilic cell-cell adhesion; cell surface receptor signaling pathway.
UGUGUGUGUGUUAACGGAGCCUCUGCGCACAGUGGAUACACUGACACCAUGGAUAGAACGCGACUCUUUCAUGGUUAAAGCGUCACAAUGAGGGAUACAAGUAAAACGCUGUGUUGGGAGAGGGCGAGUUAAUGCCUUUGCAGAGGACUUUCGGUGAAGUUGAAAGGGAUUUGGCUUCUUUGGAAGUAUGGAGCUAUCGAUAUAUUGGAUGUUGCUCUGUGUCCUGUUCAGUGUGCCGCUCGCGGGAUGUUUGGAGAUACACCUUUCGGAUACUUUACAGCCCGGGACCCUUUUGGCAAACUUGUCGCUCGGCCCCGGCUGGACGUACAAAAUCGACAGGACUUUGUCUAAUAACUUCAUCCAGGGGUUUUUUGAUGUCGAGAGGCACGGCGGGGUUGUCCGUGUGUCCCGCGGAGUUCGGUGUGCGCUCACGCCGAGGAGCCCUGCGGUUGUUUAUUUCAGAACAUGCUCCACAACAUCUGGAAGCGCAAUUCUGACACAGUUUAAUGUGUUCGUCCACGGCCAGGACUGUUUUAUAAAAUACAAGAGAAAGAACGCGCCAGGUAAGACGCCAGAUAUUCAAGUUAAAUACCUUUCAAAACUGGGGGCAACUUCCUGCUUGCCUGCAGGUAGAUUACUUUUGAAUGUAACAGAACUUUUGCCUGCCUUUACGCGGAACGCCGGCUUUUUGGACAGUUUGUGCGCAGGGGAAGAGUUGAGCGCGGUGUUCAGAAACGGGGAUUUGUUCUUGUCCAGUGACUUCUGUUUUGAGAACACGGCACAAUCCGAGGUGAGUUUGCUCUGCGCGUUGCACGGCUCUCCGGGCGGCGGGCUCUCCGUGCGGCUCGAUCUGACUCUAGUUAAAGUGAACGGACCGCAUGGAUCCCUCUCCGAACACGCCAGGAAAAGAAAGUCGGACACGCUGAUCCGCAGGGGGAAGCGACAGGCAAACGCGCCCCCCCAGUUCCAGCUCCCCAGCUAUCAGGUGUCCGUGCCCGAGAACGAGCCCACGGGCACGCGGGUCAUCACGCUGAAAGCCACUGACCCGGAUGAUGGAGAGGCAGGGAGGCUGGAGUACAGCAUGGACGCCUUGUUUGACAGCAGGUCGAAUGAGUUUUUUCACAUCGACUCUCAGACAGGCAGCAUAACAACCGCCCAGUCACUAGACAGGGAGGUCCGAGACACCCAUCUCUUCAAAGUCACUGUAACUGACAAUGGCUCUCCGAGGAGAUCCACCAAUUCUUACCUCACUGUCACUGUAAGUGACACUAAUGACCACAACCCCGUGUUUGAGCAAACUGAAUACCGUGUUAAAAUCCGGGAGAACGUUGAAGUGGGGUAUGAAGUAAUGACAAUCAGGGCCACAGAUGGGGAUGCUCCCUCCAACGCCAACAUGAUUUACAAAAUUGCUAAUGGCAAUGGGGUUAACUCUGUGUUUGAAAUCGACCCCCGGAAUGGACUGGUGAAGAUCAGAGAGAAGCCUGACAGGGAGACCCGAGCCAAAUACCAGCUUAUUGUAGAAGCCAAUGACCAGGGGAAGGAGCCGGGUCCUCGCAGUGCCACUGCCACCGUCAAUAUCUCUGUUGAGGACGAAAACGACAACUACCCACAGUUCAGUCAGAAGAGGUACACCGUGCAGAUCCCAGAGAAUGUCGCGAUCAACACCAAAGUCGCCCAGGUGGAGGCCACAGAUAAAGACGAGGGGAAUAACGCGAAAGUCCAUUACAGCAUCAUCAGUGGCAACGUCAAAGGGCAGUUUUACAUUCACUCCCCCACCGGUGUAAUCGAUGUCAUCAAUCCUCUGGACUACGAGAUGAUCCGUGAGUACAAUCUAAGAAUAAAGGCCCAGGAUGGUGGAAGGCCUCCUCUGAUAAAUGGCACCGGGAUGGUGGUGGUGCAAGUGGUGGACGUCAACGACAACGCCCCCAUGUUCGUCAGCACGCCAUUCCAGGCGACUGUUUUGGAAAACGUGGCAAUCGGUUACUCGGUGAUUCAUAUUCAAGCGAUUGACAGCGAUUCGGGGGACAACGCUCUCCUGGAAUAUCGUUUAACUGGCACCGCGCCUGGUUUCCCGUUCACGGUUAAUAACAGCACCGGCUGGAUAACGGUUAGCGACGAGCUGGACAGGGAGACCACCGAGUUCUACACCUUCGGCGUGGAGGCCAGAGACCACGGGGUGCCUGCGAUGUCCUCCUCGGCCAGCGUCAGCAUCACGGUGCUCGACGUGAACGACAACGUGCCGACGUUCACGGAGAAGACCUACGCGCUGAAGAUUAACGAAGACGCCGUGGUGGGGUCCAGCGUCCUGGCAGUGACCGCCGUGGACAGGGACGUCAACAGCGUGGUGACCUAUCAGAUCUCCAGCGGCAACACCAGGAACCGCUUUGCCAUCACCAGCCAGAGUGGCGGCGGCCUCAUCACGCUGGCCCUGCCCUUGGACUACAAGCAGGAGCGCCAGUACGUGCUCACGGUUACCGCCAGCGACGGGACGCGCUACGACACCACUCAGGUGUUCAUCAACGUGACGGACGCCAACACGCACCGGCCCGUCUUCCAGAGUGCGAACUACCAGGUUAUGCUCGGCGAAGAGAGACCCGUUGGCUACACAGUGGUCGUGAUCAGUGCGACAGACGAGGACACGGGAGAAAAUGCUCGCAUCACGUACGAAAUGGAGGAUAACGUGCCUCAGUUUAAAAUCGACCCAGACACAGGUGCCAUUACGACACAAAUGGAGAUUGAUUAUGAAGACCAUGCCUCCUAUACGUUAGCCAUCAUUGCCAGAGACAAUGGGAUCCCUCAGAAAUCUGAUACCACUUAUGUGGAAAUUAUCAUUCAGGAUGCUAAUGACAACACCCCUCAGUUUCUUAGGGAUAAUUACCAAGGGGCUGUUUUUGAAGACGCACCUGUCUACACCAGUGUUCUCCAGAUCUCGGCCUCAGAUAGAGACUCCGGCUCAAACGGCAGGUUGAGCUACACAUUCCAGGGCGGGGAUGACGGAGAGGGCGACUUCUUUAUCGAGCCGUACUCCGGCAUCAUCAGAACCGCUCGCAAGCUGGACCGGGAGAACGUUCCCGUGUACAACCUCAAGGCCUACGCCGUGGACAGGGGGGUCCCGCCGCUGAAGGCUGCGGUUCCCAUUCACGUGGUUGUCCAAGACAUAAACGACAACGCACCCGUUUUCGAGAGGGACGAGUUGUUCGUCGACGUGAAGGAGAACAGCCAGGUGGGUUCAGUCGUCGCCCGGAUCACCGCUCUGGACCCGGAUGAGGGCACCAACGCUCAGAUCAUGUACCAGAUUGUGGAGGGGAACGUCCCAGAAGUUUUCCAGCUGGAUAUUUUCAACGGCGACCUCACCGCCCUCACAGACCUGGAUUAUGAAACUGAGAGGGAGUAUGUCAUUGUGGUCCAGGCCACCUCGGCACCACUGGUGAGUCGGGCCACGGUGCACAUCCGUCUUGUGGACAUGAAUGACAAUACGCCAGUGCUGCAGGACUUCGAGAUUAUUUUCAACAACUACGUCACCAACAAGUCCAACAGUUUUCCAUCGGGAAUAAUAGGGAAGGUACCGGCUCAUGACCCGGAUGUGUCGGAUAAACUACGGUACAAGUUUGAAUCUGGGAACGAGCUAAGUUUGCUGCUGUUGAAUGAAGACACUGGGGAUCUGAGAUUAAGCAGGGACCUGGACAAUGACAGGCCCCUGGAAGCACCCAUGACCAUCUCUGUCUCAGAUGGCAUCCACCGCGUCGUGGCCCUCUGCACGCUGCGCGUCACCAUCAUCACCGAUGACAUGUUGACCAACAGCAUCACCGUGCGCCUGGAGAACAUGUCCCAGGAGCGCUUCCUCUCGCCCCUGCUCAGCCUCUUCCUCGAGGGCGUGGCGGCCGUGCUCGCCACCAAGCGGGAAGCGGUGUUUGUGUUCAACAUCCAGAACGACACCGACGUCCAAGGCUCCAUACUCAACGUGACUUUUUCAGCCCUGCAGCCCGAAGGGGAACAGGGCAAAGGGACGUUCUUCCCGUCUGAGGAGCUGCAGGAGCAGAUCUACCUCAACAGGACUCUGCUCAGGCUCAUAUCCUCUCAGGAGGUUUUGCCAUUUGAUGACAACAUCUGCCUGCGGGAGCCCUGCGAGAACUACAUGAAGUGUGUGUCAGUGCUGAAGUUCGACAGCUCCCCUCCCUUCAUAGCGUCGGAAACGGUCCUGUUUCGCCCCAUCCACCCCAUCAACGGGCUGCGCUGCCGCUGCCCUCUCGGUUUCACGGGAGACUACUGCGAGACGGAGAUCGACCUGUGCUACUCGGGACCCUGCAAGAACAACGGGAGAUGCCGCAGCAGAGAGGGAGGCUACACCUGUGAGUGCAUGGAAGACUUCACAGGCGACCACUGCGAGCUGAAUGCGUCAUCGGGAAGCUGCAUCCCUGGUGUUUGUAAGAACGGCGGGGAGUGCGUGAAUCACCUCGCCGGUGGCUUCAUGUGCCAGUGUCCCGAAGGAGAGUACGAAAAGCCCUACUGCGAGAUGACCACGCGCAGCUUCCCCGGGCGGUCCUUCGUCACCUUUCGAGGCCUGCGGCAACGAUUCCACUUCACUGUCUCCUUCACGUUUGCAACAAGAGAGAGAAACGCUCUGCUUCUAUACAACGGCAGAUUCAACGAAAAACACGACUUCAUCGCUUUGGAAAUUAUUGACGAGCAGAUCCAGCUCACCUUCUCAGGAGGAGAAACCAAGACCACCGUGGCUCCCUACAUACCAGGCGGGGUCAGCGACGGCCAGUGGCACUCCGUUCAGCUCCAUUACUACAACAUGCCAAACAUCGGGCGUUUAGGAAUCCCUCACGGACCCUCUGGAGAGAAGGUGGCUGUGGUCGCCGUCGACGACUGCGAUAUCUCCAUGGCGAUCCGCUUCGGAAAGCAGAUUGGCAACUACUCGUGUGCCGCCCAGGGAACCCAGACUGGACAGAAGAAGUCACUGGACCUGACAGGACCCCUGCUGUUAGGUGGAGUUCCCAACCUACCCGAGGACUUCCCCGUCAGGAACAGAGACUUUAUGGGCUGCAUGAGAAACCUCAGCAUCGACAGCAAACCCAUUGACAUGGCUAGCUACAUCGCUAACAAUGGCACCACAGCAGGCUGUCCAGCAAAGACAAACUUUUGCACUAACGACGUCUGUCAGAAUGGAGGAGUGUGUGUCAAUAAGUGGAACACCUACAGCUGCGACUGCCCGACUGGUUAUGGAGGCAAGAACUGUGAACAAGUAAUGCCAUCCCCUCAGUUCUUUGACGGCCAAGCCCUGAUCUCCUGGAGCGACACGGACAUCACUGUUGCAAUUCCCUGGUACAUCGGCCUCAUGUUCCGAACAAGGCAGCCAGCCGGAACCUUGAUGCAGGCCAAUGCUGGACUGUCAUCCACUAUUACUCUUAUGGUGAGUGAGCAGCAGGUACGCAUGGAGGUGAUGCUGAGGCAGCAGCUCGUGGCCUCACUAGGCUUCCCCCAAGUCAGGGUCAAUGACGGCGAGUGGCACCACUUGCUGGUAGAACUGCGAAGCAUUAAAGACGGCAAGGACAUCAAAUACAUGGCUACUGUGUUCCUGGACUACGGCAUGCACCAGCAGAAGUCAGUGGAAAUUGGUAAUGACCUCCCAGGGUUAAAGCUGCAAACCCUUCACAUAGGAGGUUUGCCUGGAAAGGGAAACCACGUCAACAAAGGAUUUGUUGGCUGCAUACAGGGCGUGCGCAUGGGUGAGACCUCCACCAAUGUGGCCAACGUGAACAUGGCUCGAGGCUUGAAGGUCCGCGUCGAAGAGGGCUGCGACCUGGCCGACCCCUGCGAUUCCAACAUCUGCCCUGAGAACAGCCACUGCAGCGACGACUGGAGCACGCACACCUGUGUCUGCGACCCAGGUUUCUUUGGAAAGGAGUGCACGGAUGCCUGCCAUCUCAACCCUUGUGAGCACGUUUCCACCUGCACCCGCAAACCGAGCUCUUCCCAUGGCUACACCUGUGAAUGUGGACAGAACUACUAUGGACAGUACUGUGAAAACAAAGUGGAGAGGCCAUGUCCUCAGGGCUGGUGGGGCAGUCCUGUGUGUGGACCUUGUAACUGUGACACCAGCAGAGGAUUCCACAAAGACUGCAACAAGACCAGUGGAGAGUGUCGCUGCAAGGAGAACCACUAUCAGCCAGAAGGUGAAGACACAUGCUACCCAUGCGAGUGUUUCUCUAUUGGCUCUGAAUCCAGAACAUGCGAUCCAACGUCGGGGCAGUGCCCCUGCAAAGGCGGAGUCAUCGGUCGCCAGUGUAACCUCUGUGAUAACCCCUUCGCUGAAGUCACACCCACCGGAUGUGAGGUGGUGUACGAGGGCUGUCCCAAGGCAUUCGACUCAGGCAUCUGGUGGCCCAAGACCAAAUUUGGACUCCCUGCAGCCACGAACUGUCCCAAAGGAUCCAUAGGUACCGCCAUCCGCCACUGUAGCAAUGAAAAGGGCUGGCUGUCCCCUGAACUCUUCAACUGCACCACUAUCACCUUCUCCCAUCUCAUGAAACUGAACGAAUACCUGCAUCGCAACACCUCCAGGAUGGACAGUGAACACUCCAAGAACAUUGCGCAUAUGCUCUACGGCGCCACCAAUAACACCGAGCACUACUACGGCAACGACGUGAAGACGGCCGCCCAACUUUUGAACCGGGUGCUGCAGUACGAGAGCCGGCAGUCGGGGUUCAAACUCACUGCCAUGAGGGAUGCAGAGUUCAAUGAGAACUUGGUGCGAGCAGGUAGCGCCUUGCUGGACCCUGACAACAAGGAUCACUGGGAGUUCAUGCAGAAGACUGAAGGUGGCACGGCUCACCUGCUGCGUAACUUCGAGGACUAUGCCAACACCUUGGCGCAGAACGUCAGGAAAACCUACCUGAAACCCUUCACCAUCGUUACAGAAAACAUGAUUCUUACCGUGGACUACUUGGAUGUGUUGGACCCUGAGAGGGCGACUUUACCUCGAUUUCCCGACAUCCAGGAGCCCUAUUCUAGAGAACUCGGGUCCUCCAUCCACUUCCCCCAGUUCAAUCUCUACAGUCAGGGCCACAGAGAGCCAACCCUCGCCGCUCCAACUCAGACCGAUUCCCCACAGGAGGAACACACAGUGUCCGAUAGGAAACGGAGACACCUGGAUCCAGCUGCCCCUUUGCCGGUUGCUGUGGUGAUAGUGUACAAAUCACUGGGGAAGCUCCUACCAGAGAGAUACGACCCUGAUCGCAGGAGUCUGAGGCUCCCCAACCGCCCCGUUAUCAACACAGCCAUCGUCAGCGCCACGGUGCACAGCGAGGGUCCUCCUAUUCCUCCUGUCCUGGAACCCCCGGUCACCUUAGAGUACACCUUGCUUGUGGAAGAGGAGAGAACAAAACCUGUCUGCGUUUUCUGGAACCACUCCAUAGCGAUCGGCGGAACAGGCGGCUGGUCCUCUAAAGGUUGCGAGGUGCUCAACAGGAACAACAGCCACAUUAGCUGUCAGUGUAACCACAUGACCAGCUUUGCUGUCCUCAUGGAUAUUUCCAAGAGAGAGAAUGGCGAUGUUCUGCCCCUGAAGAUCGUCACCUACACUACGUUGUCAGUCUCCCUCUUCCUCCUCCUGCUCACCUUCAUCUUGUUGUGCCUCUUGCGCCGGCUCUGCUCCAACCUGCACGCGAUCCACAGGAACCUGGUGGCAGCGCUGUUCUUCUCUGAACUGGUGUUCCUCCUUGGCAUCAAUCAGACUGAGAAACCGUUUGUAUGUUCGGUGAUAGCCAUCCUCCUCCAGUACUUUUACCUGUGCACCUUUGCCUGGAUGUUCGUGGAAGGGCUCCACAUAUACCGCAUGCUGACCGAGCUGCGGAACAUCAACCACGGCCACAUGAGGUUCUACUACGCCAUAGGCUGGGGUAUACCAGCUGUGAUUACAGGUCUGGCAGUUGGUCUUGACCCUGAGGGUUAUAGGAACCCAGAUUUCUGCUGGCUCUCCAUCCAUGACCAUCUCAUCUGGAGCUUCGCAGGACCAAUCUUUGUCGUUGUACUGGUCAACAUAGUGAUUUUCAUCCUGGCUGCAAAGGCCUCAUGUGGUCAUAGGCAGAAGGCUGUGGAGAGGUCAGGAGCAAUUCCGGCACUCCGAAUGGCCUUCAUCCUUCUGGUACUCAUCUGUGCGACCUGGCUGCUUGGCCUAAUGGCGGUCAACAGUGACGUAAUGACCUUCCACUAUCUGUUAGCUGUUUUCAGCUGUCUGCAGGGAGUCUUCAUCUUCUUCUUCCAUGUGAUCUUCAACAAAGAGGUAAGGAAGAACCUCAAGAACUUCUUCACAGGGAAGAAGAGCAUACCAGACGAGUCCAGCACCACGAGAGCAUCUCUGCUCACACGCUCUCUCAACUGCAACAACACGUACACAGAGGACGGGGCGUUGUACCGCUCAGGCAUCGGAGAGUCCACUGUCUCCCUCGACAGCACACUCAGGUCAGCCAAGAGCCGCAGCAGCUACCUGGCAUUCACACUCAGGGAGGAGUCUGGUCAGAAGCCCAGUGUCUCCUCAGGAACAGCUAAAGGACACACAGACAUGGAUGGACCUCUGUUCCACAGAAAGGGCACCAAAGGAGAUGACUCUGACUCUGACAGCGAGCUGUCAGUGGAUGAACACAGCUCCUCCUAUGCCUCCUCACACUCUUCUGACAGCGAGGAUGUUGACAUGGAUGUCAAGCCCAAGUGGAACAACGAGAGACAGCCAAUUCACAGCACACCUAAAGUGGAUUCAGUAUCCAAUCAUGUGAAGCCUUACUGGCCAACAGAGGCCACCACAGCCAGUGACAGUGAGGAUCAUGGUGGGGCCGAGAGGUUAAGGGUAGAGACCAAGGUGAAUGUGGAGCUACAUGCGGAGAGUAAGCUCAACCACAUUGGGGAAAGAGAGAAGGAGACUCUCCAGGAAAGAGACAAACAAACAGCCGGUAAUGUUAGAGACAUAGCGCCCACUAGCCAGCCCAACAGCAACAGCACCCACCAACCAGAGCAAAGAAAAGGUAUCUUAAAGAACAAGAUCAGCUACCCUCCUCCACUGGCCGACAAGAACAUGAAGAACCGCCUGAGGGAGAAGCUGGGCGACUACAACACCCCGACCAUUACCUCCCCGCCUCCUCCGAACAACAACCACACGUCUCCAUCACCUCCCUCCUCUCUCAACAUCAUGACCCCUUCCUCCCAGCCUCCCGCUCUGGCCCUGAACGACGGCAGUCGCCCGAGCAACCACGACACCAGCGCCCCCGUCAAGCCGCCCACGGGGACAAAGCCGCAGAUUCCCACCGGGCCCCCACCGGCGGGCAUCUACCGAGAGACCAACGGAGGGGUCGCAAUGCAUUUGAAGACAGAGGCACUAAAUGGAGGCAACGAGUCUGACUCAGACGGCAGUAACGAGACUUCAAUCUGACGCGCUAGGACAACGCAGAUCGGCCCCGUCUUUGUGAGAGAUGGAAUGCAGAACCUGAAUGCCUGACAGGUUUCUGCAGAUGGUUGAAAUUUGGGGAAGUGGGGGGGGGAAAGUAUUCUCCGAGUCAGUCAAUCAAUCCCUCCUUUAAUGUUUCCUCUCUCAGGAGAGCAGUAUUAAUUUGCAGACUUUAAGACUGCCCAAGACAAGACAAUGAAAAGACAAUGGAAAGACGUGAGAGAAAUUAAAAGGGAAAGCUAUGUUGGACUUUACCAAGAGAGGAUACAAUGGAGCCAUAUGUGCCAAAAAAAAGCCACUGUUGGAAUGGAGACGAAGAGUCAGAAGAUGAAAAAAAGAACCCCCGGGCCAUGAUGCACUGCAAGGCACAAAUUGUUGUUGAUGCGUGGUGGUUGUGUAUGUGAUGGCUCUUUACAUUGCCCUAUCAUCAAAGCCUGUGUGGCGUAAGUGGACAGCGUGUUUCUCCUGAAUAAAGGCAGAAGUUUAUUUUCCUGUGCGUGAACACGGAGUCAAUCGUGCACCGAUGCAUUUUGCUGUCCGAAAAGAUUUCAAGAACUGCAAAUCCCUCGAUAGAAGAGUCAGACAAAAUCGGAUGCAGCCCGUUCUUGUUGAUCUAUUGCCAUAUCCAGUGGGGCUACUACACAUCAAGGGCUCUUUUUCUUUCCCGUUUAACUCAAACGAAAGGCUUCCUCAGCCUCUCAAUGCAGUGCAUUUAGAGUGUAAUGAAUGAGUAGAUGUUGUGAAAUGUGAAAGGCAAAUGAUUUCUUUCUUUUUCGAGCCGUAGCAAGGACACUUUUUGAAACAAAACAAAUAUUUUGACUGUAAAUUGGAAACGCUUAUCAAUCAUAAAAAUCACUUGACUUGCUAGUAGUGUUGCAGUACUUGAAAGCAGUCUCAGAUCUCAAGACCGGGCUCCAGACCACUUUAUGAAGUUCUCAGAGUCUAAAUCAUUUUUACUCAGUCUUGUCUUGGUUAUGGAAUAGGCUGACUCCAGAUCUUAAAUCAAGACCAGUCAAGACCACCACUGUUAUUUUUCCAUGUCAUUACUGUGAUUAGAACAAAAAUGCCCCUUUCUAAGAGAGGGAAUAACUUCCAUUCAUUCAUAAUUAAAUUUUUAUUCCCCUGGUUACAGCUGCAACCUUCCCGGUGUUACACUCCCAGUGCACACAAGAUGAUGAUUUUCCAGUGAUAUUUAGGGUUUAGGGCUUGUCUCUGUCUCGCCAUGCCUUGGUCUUGACUUGGUCUCAAUCCCUAAAUGUAUCGGUCUUGUCUCAGUCUCUGAGCACUCUGGUCUCGGGUAUAGUGGUCUUGACUACAACACUAUUUGCUAGUUGAAUCAGCUGACAACAUGUCUCCACUGUGUGCCUUCAACCUGAAUCUAAGCCUUAUACAGACACUCACAUAAUGGAUGCAAGACUUCAAUAUUCAUGUUUAAAAGUAACCUAACAUGCCGGAAUAGUACACCCACACACACACUGAGCAAAAUCGACUCCGAGACAUUAUUCUACUUAAAAGCCUUUUGUUCCUCAUUUGAGCACUAUGAACCCUAAGCCUUCUUUCCUAGUGUCCAUCCUGCCUUUGUGUCCAAUACAACACACUCCUGGUUACCAAAGUCAUGAAAUACAGUGAAUGUGCACACUGACGCUGGAGUCAGUUCACCUUUCAUUCUCUUCUGUUUGUUGAAUUCAAGUAUUUUGGACACAUGCUUUCUUUUCAGGUAUUUGAUGAUGGAUCACAGCUGAUUAACAUUUGAAGUCCGAACAUGACAAAGAUGGACCUUUCAGAAUAAAUAAAGAGUCGUUAUCUAUUGCUGAUUGUCUGAGUUCAAAAAAUUAAAAAAUUAUGCCAACUCUUGUGCAUGUUGCAGCUAAUAUGAGGAAACUCAAAUCUUGUUUACCACUCACUGAAUGCCUUUUUAUUAUACUGUACGUGGUGUACAACCCCAGUGUUUAGCCCUCGUGUGAUCAAUGCCGUUUGUAAAAUGUCCCCCUUUUUUUUUAUUGAUCUGAGACACUGGAAAUGUUUUUGUAACAUAAUGUAUAUUUAUUUUUUAUGCUUUGAAGACACUGGAAAGUAAAGACUAUUGUCUCUGUAAAAUUAAAAGAUGACAUGAAUGAUUUUUAA